AUGAUGAUUUAUGAAAUCAUAAUAUUAGUGUCUAUAUUAAUUUUAAUAUUUGCUGGCUUCAGAUGGGCAUUGCCUUUAUGUUUUGCUUUUCAUUUUAAAAGAAAAUACCACACAACAGUUCGAAUUGGUCGAUUAUGUCUACCAUGUUCACUACGAGAUGUUGUUAUAUAUAAGAAUGGUUUCAGUGUGAACAUUGAAGAAGUCAGUGUUCGGAGUAGUCUAUUCAAUUCUGAUGUAACAAAAUUAGUUUCAAUUGAAAUUCGGGAUGUACGUAUUAAAAAAGAUAUUGGUGAAGCCAGACGACCACAUUCUUCAGGACCAAAAUCUAGUUUAAUUAAAAGAAUUUCCAGAUCCAACAGCUGGCACAAUGAAACAUCUAAUAGCAGAAAUCAUGAUGAAUUUCCAAGUCUUUCUCAAAAUAAAGUAUUGGAUUUUAGGGAAAUUGAAGUACCGAGAAUUAUUAACACAUUUGCACAGUUUAUGGCUGUCCAUGUUUAUAAUAUAUCUGUAGUUCUAUUGCGAUCUAAAACCCCAGGAUGGUUACUUCAUGCUACUGCACGUGAUAUUCAUCUUGAUGGCAGUAUUGUCAAUAGUGCCAAAUCACUUUUGGUUAAUGUUACACUUGGGGAAGCAGAGGCUAAAAUGCUACACCAUACCCCAAAAGGUUUAUUAGAUAGUGAGCCUUGUUUAGUUGAAUUAUCCUUUGCAAUUAGUUUGGAGGCAAUGUUGAUUGCACAAGGUCCUAUUUCUGUAGAGAAAUUAAAUAUAACAAUGAAGCACACAAAAUUUACUGUGCAUGAAGGAUUGUAUAGCUUUUUAACAGAAAGCAAAAAUGUAAAUAAAUACCAGAAUGAAAAUCAAUUUGAAUCAAUAGCAUUAAAUAAGGAAAGUGCUGAUGAUAUUUUGUUAAGAAUAACACCGAUAAUACCAAAGAAAUUUGAUCUUCAAAUUGAUGAUACAACUCUAACUGGAAUGAGAGAUAAUUCUAGGAAAGAGUUUAGUGCCCUAUUGCAAUGUUUGAAGUUAAAUACUUGGUUCACACCUAGUUUAAUACCAGAUUUUACUCCUCCUUCUGUAUCGUUAGCCCAAAUGUAUUGUGGAAUAGAAGAAUUUGAAAUUCAUUCUCUUCAGGAAAGGUUGGUUUUGUUGAGGAAAUUUUCUAUAGACGCAAAGUUGGAAGACAACAACAUGGUCAAUUUGUCAGUGAAACUUCAUACCUUACAUUUAUUCUACAAUCACAGAUAUAUACAUACAUGGAUUAGCACAAAUUUCCUUCAUAACAAAGCAUCGGAUUUGAUCAACGUUGCUUUAUCCAAAGAGUACUACAAUAAUUUACGAAGGGCUAAUAGUUAUAACAAAACCAGUGAACAUGCCAAUGAAAACGAACCUAGAUUUUGUAAAAUGGCUUCUAAUGUAGUAGUUGAUGAAAAGAAAAAUCGAUGGCUAGAAACUAUAUUCAGCAAAUUUAUUAUAAAUGGAAGUAUUGUAGAAUUGUGGAAUGUAUGUGCAAUGAUUAAAAUGUAUGAUCAGAGUAUGUCACUAGGAUUUUCACAUUCAAAAUUAAUUUUGGAUCAAUUACCAGAAACUCGGGAUAUCAAACUAUCAAAUAAAAUACUGCACAUGUUACUUGGAAAACGACACUGGUCAACAGAACUUUUACUGGAGUCAUUAUGGUUAAAAGUUUCUACUAAUUCAAAUGAUUUAUUGCAAAUGAAGAAAUAUCACAUAUGGGGCACUUCCGUUUAUUUGGGAAUGGCUUUAGUGAAACUUUGCAGUCAUGGAAAGUCUGGUUGUAAAAUGGAAGCAAUGUUAGAUACAAUCAGAACAGAAUGGAGCCCACAAUUAUCUUUAACACUCAUCCAAGCCUCCAGAUGUGUUCAAGAAUAUAGUAAAAAAUCUACAUCAACAACUAUGAAAGAAUUAAAAGCACCCAAAAGCUCUUUAUCUUUAACCCAAAACAUGAUGUUGAAUAUUUCUUUUACAAAUUUAAACACAUUCUUCAUAACAGAAAAUAAUUUAUGUUCAAUGAUGCGGUUAGAGUCGAUGAUGGUUGAUAACUGCUUUAAUAAAUGUACUUUGAAUAUACAUGGGUUGAAAUUCUGUACAGUAAUGGAAAUCCGUAAACAUUUUCUGUGCCCUAGAGCUGAUGAAAUAGAUGAUUUUUUUGGUUAUAUCAAAACAGCCCGUAUAGACCUAAAGCGUACUUCCAAAUUAUCUGAAUUGACUAUACAAUUAUUAGAAGAAGUGCAUAUGAACUGGAGUGCAAACUUACAUUUACAUUUCAUAGAGUUGCACAAAGAUAUCAAACAAUUUCAAACUGGUAUUAAAACUAGACGAUCGCAAAUAGACGAAGGAGAAAUCUUAGAAAAUACUGAAAAUGAACAAAAACAACCGAGCAAACCUAAAACCAAAUGGUCUAUUAAUGUUAACUUAAAGGGUGAUAUUAGCUUGGAAAUUUUUAUUUCUGAACAACAUCUUAUGAAUAUUUGUGCAGAUGAAAUUAAUAUUACAACGUCCGAGGAUUUAUCUAUAUCUGUUAGUUGUAUUGUGAUAUACAUUGAUGGAGCUGAUAUUUUUACCAUACAAGGUUUCCAAAUGGCUCGAUUGGCGACCAAUGAAAAAGUUGUUCAGGAACGGAAUGUUAAUGAAGAUUUUGUGCUAGCAAAAAAUAAAAUUUGGGGCGUCACUAUACAAUGUUUAAGAGCAGUUUUUCCUUACGAGCAUCAGUAUGCAGAUGCGAUCCACAAUGAAUUUAUUUCUUUAUUUAAAUGGUUAAAAAUAAUUCAUGGACGGCAAAAGAAACCUUUUACAAUAGACUCACCGCUUCCUAGCGAUUUAGUAAUUACGGUCAAAGAAUUUUUAUUUGAAAUGAGUGAUGAUCCAUUCGAAGUUAAAUUGAGGGAUAAUUAUGAACUUUUAGAAGACGAAUAUAAAGAAAGUUUGAAAAGGCAAAAAAUGUUAGAUGCUAAAGUUGCUGAAUUGUGUAAAACGCAUCCUCUGCUGGCAGCUGGAAAAGUUGAAGAAUUAUAUACAAAUUUAUGUAAAAAGAAUGCAGAAAUUUAUGUGCAAAGAUCGCGACUUUGUAGCUCUGGACCGACGCGAACAAGACUUUUUGCUUGGUGUUUAAAUGAGCUUGAGAUUAUAGCUUUGGCUGAUCCUUCAAUACACGGCACCGAAAAUUGUACAAAAGUGAUGAGAAGCAUCGAUCCUGAUAGUCCAUGGCCUGAAGAAGGUAUUGUAUUUACAACGCUCUGGUGCAGAUCUGUAGUAGUCAGUUGCGUGGAAUGGAAAUUUUUAUUACGAGAUUAUCCACAGCCAAUGUUGGACAUCAGGAACCUCACUUUAUUUGGACUUUUAGUUGGUGCAGAACAAGAAGCGCCAAGAAGAGCUAAACGAGAUGUGGUUAUUGAUUUGGGUGAACCAUGGGGUCAACAAACGAUUGAGCGAGGUAUGACGACGUUAAAGUUCUAUCAUGAUUUCAAUUGUGAAGUCGAUCGGUGGAGUUACGCUUUUGGACCUUGUUGGGAACCUGUUAUGGCCCAAUGUAAUCUCAGUUUCGAAAAAAUAUCAUCACCAUCCAGGGAUCCGUCGCCAACUUUACCGUUUUGGGAUAAAAUGAGAUUAUUAUUCCAUGGCAGACUAACAAUGUGGGUCAAACAAUUAACUGUGCUCCUGCAUGCGUCCUUAGACCCUUACAAUACAACUGAAGAAAUGGAAUUAUCUUGGUCGGAUGUAGCAAUGGAUUGGACAAAUGCCAAAAUUGUGUUCAAAGGAAAUUUCAAUGUAUACGUAAGAACAGCAUCAAAGUAUGACGACUGUCAAUUAUUAAAAAUACCACAUUUAAAAUUAACUAUCAAAUUACAAUGGAUUUGUUUAGCAAAUCCUAAUGAUCAUCAUUCGGUGAUACCUUGCGCCCCGGAUAAAGUACCGGAAUAUUCCAUCAACCAGGAACAUGAUUCAUUCAGGGCUUUUCGUUCACAAAAUGUGAAUAUUAAUAUAUCAUUUGAAACCAAAGACGUUAUGCCGAAAACCGAAGGAGAUUAUCCGAUUCUAGUUCUUUUCGGAAGCACAUUGCGAUGGUUUGAAAGCCUUAAGCUUAUAUUAUCUGGAGUAACACGACCGACCAGGCGAGGAACAGUCUUCAAAAACGUACGACCUCGAAGAGCGCAACUGAGCAGACAUUAUAAGACUGCUCAUCUAAUUUUUAGUUUACACAAAUUUCAGGUUUGUUAUUGGAUGUCAUUUGCAAAACAGCGCGGAUUUCAAUUAGAUGGUCAGAAGAUAUCUUCAAGUUCUGAACAUAAUUUAUCUUUGCACCCAAUAAACGAUGGUUUACGCCACCGUCCAAGAGCUGAAUGGUCAAUAAUGUACAUGACUUCGCAGCUGGACAAAACAGAUAUUUGGUUGAAAAGUGCUCUGCAGGAGGAUAUUAAUGAUAUUAGAGAAUCUAUGGACAAUCUACCAGUAGAAAAAUGUUUUUGUUUGAGCGUGGAUUCAGUGUCCUAUGGGAGAGCACCAGUAAGAGGUUGGCAUGAAGGCAAUCAGGCCAAUCGUGAUAUAAAUACUCCUACACAUCAGUUAGUUGUUCGAGAUUUGAAAGGAGCUUGGACAAAAAGCAAUAGAGACGUUGCUUUUGCGUUAUUUGAUACGUUUAUGAAAAAUAAGCAAUUGAAAAAAAAUCUUUCGACUGAAGCUUUGAAAGGUUUUAGAAAUGAUAAUAAUUCAACUACACCAUUAAAAUCUAGAAGACCCAAUGAUGUUGCAUCUACUCCUGUACCGCCAACACCAGCAUUACAGGUAACACAAAGUGCCUCAACUGCAACCCCAUCCCCGCUAAGUAAAGUUCAAUCUGGACAUGCAGCUGCCAUGUUACAACAAUUAAUAGCAGAAGCUGAAAAUAAAGCAUUAGUUUUUAGUGAUGAUUUAUCAGCGCAAAUCAGCAAGGAUCAGCAACUGCAAGGUCUUCAGGCAUGUCAGAAUGAUGAUGUUGUUCACAAUAAUUGGCUUAUUGCUUUGGUAAAUUCUCAAGUUUUGCUCAAAGGCUGUGAAACUCAAGGCUACAUAAUACUGAGCGCUGCCAAAGCGGAAAUACUGCAACGGGUUCAUCAACCAGUUUGGAGGGAUAGAAGUUUGGUUCCCAAAACUACUUGGGUUGGUUCUCUUGAAUGCAUGCAGUACUAUGCUACAGUCAGCGCAGGAGAAAGUGAUUCCCUUUAUGAAAAAAUAAUGUGGUUGGAGAAGGAGAAUAUUGAAGAAAAAGAACCGAAAGAUUCGAGGGAAAUACCAGAUGUUCCAGAUUUGGUCGGAAGUGGUCAGUCAGUUGGAGGCGUGGUUAGUCAAACUGUUGGAGCAACUGGCGGCGGUUUAGGCGAAACUAUACAGCUUCAAAGAAUAGUAUCACGGUGCCGUUGCGAGUUCUUUUACGUCGGUUAUGGUGAUACCAGCAUUGACCCUGCUAGUUUGCAGCAAGUACCGCCAGUUCCCCAAGAAGAAGGUGGUCCUUGGGAGAAAAAAGAACAAGCUGUUGAUGCAUUUACGCUCAUGCAUCAUGAUCUAGAUGUUUGCACUAAUUCACUGCAGUACGCUAUGAUUUUGGACGUUGUGAAUAAUUUGCUUUUAUAUGUGGAACCUCAACGAAAACAGGCCUUAGAAAGAUUGGCCAGGAUGAGAUUCCAAUUGCAACUUCAUCGAGUAGAGGAUCAAAGACGUCCUAUUCAACACUUACAGAAUCAAGUCCGUAGUUUAGUAUCAAAACUGAGACGAUUAGAAAAAGAUACGUACUUGGUACAUAGGGCGCUGCAAGAAGUUCCUAACGACGAAGAACUCAUUGAAGAAAUUAAAAAUUUGGAAAUGCAGGUUUAUGAAUGUAAGGAGCAAUUAACUGCGCAAAGCGAGGAACUUGAUAUGAUGUUGUCUUGUUACAAAGAAUCCCAAAUUUCUGCCACUAAUAAAAUGGCAACAAUGAAAACAGAUAAACCUGUUACUACAGUUCGAGCUAAUGAAAUUUGUUUUAAACACGCGCAAUGGCGCUUAACGGACGCCGAUGGACAACUUGGUAUUGCUGAUCUCGUACUGAGUAACUUUCUUUAUACGAAGAAUUCUAAAAGCAAUGACUCCGUAGAACAUCUCCUAGAAUUGGGAUAUGUUCGAAUGACGAAUUUGCUACCAAAUGAAAUUUAUAGAGAAGUCUUGUGUCCUACUGAAAUUCAAAGUCAUAUGCCAGUUGAUAGAAAAAGAGUUCUAAGAGUCUUCUGUCGGGAACGGCCACCAGUUGGAGGCAUUUCAGUGAAAGAACAUUUUGAGAUAAACGUUGUUCCCAUAACAAUAGGCUUAACAAAGAAAUUUUACAAUACUAUGCUGAAAUUCUGUUUUCCUGAACGUGAUCCUGAUCAAAUAGAUGGCGAAGCAUCUGAAGAAAUGUAUGAAACACAAAGUUUGGGAGGUGGUGGGUUCUCCGGACGUUCCAGUUCUGCUUCCACAUCAAGUGCGCCAUUAUCGAAGAAAAAUCGAUCUAAAAAGGGCGGUAAAGAUACUAAUUUCUAUAUAAAAAUUGAUCAAAAGGAUGACGUCGAAAAAAUGAAGGAAAGAGCUGAGAAGAAUAAGUUAUUUAUAUAUAUUAAAAUACCAGAAGUGCCAGUACGUGUGAGCUACAAGGGAAACAAAGAGAAGAAUAUUGAAGACAUUAAAAAUUUCUCCCUAGUUAUUCCUACUAUCGAAUAUCAUAAUGUAACAUGGACAUGGUUAGAUUUGUUGCUUGCAAUGAAAUCAGAUAGUCGAAGAGUUAUACUAUCACAAGCUAUAAAACAAAAGCUUCAAAUUCAUCGGAGUAAAAUAACUGAUGAAGGAGCAUCUCCACAAGAGGAAGAUAAAGCUAAGAUGUUAUUUGGUUCAAGACGUGUGUUAUCUGCAGAUAUAAAGCAUUCUAAGAAAGGAGUUUUCAAGUCAUCUAAAUAACGGUAGUAUUC
Ctenocephalides felis (cat flea) is the source of this 6965-nucleotide messenger RNA. It is a transcript of the gene hob, whose product is annotated as protein KIAA0100. The record is from RefSeq and is a predicted model, not a curated record. Lineage: Eukaryota; Metazoa; Arthropoda; Insecta; Siphonaptera; Pulicidae. The coding region runs from base 1 to 6954 and encodes 2317 amino acids. The transcript has 41 exons.